This is a messenger RNA of Myripristis murdjan (pinecone soldierfish), 3222 nucleotides long. RefSeq names its product alpha-kinase 3b (gene alpk3b). The transcript has 15 exons. Gene Ontology annotation, molecular function: ATP binding; protein serine/threonine kinase activity. Gene Ontology annotation, cellular component: nucleus. Bases 1 to 3222 code for a protein of 1073 amino acids. Gene Ontology annotation, biological process: protein phosphorylation; cardiac muscle cell development. NCBI's taxonomy places the organism in Eukaryota, Metazoa, Chordata, Actinopteri, Holocentriformes, Holocentridae. The record is from RefSeq and is a predicted model, not a curated record.
AUGAGUUCCAGGAGGAUGAUGACACGCUCCUAUUCUGCCGAUGGAAGAUCCAGCCAUUACAAUGGGGAUGAUGUCAGCGGGAGUGGCUGGUCUGGUGGCCGCAGCUACCUCUCCAAUGUGAGGCCGGAGAAUAGCUACUCAAGUCACAGGUAUUCUCAGUACAGGCCAGCAAGGAGCACACUCUGCAGUAUAAUGGCACAAUUAACUGAGGAAACACAGCCCUUGUUUGAAACAACCCUGAAGUCAAGAGCUGUGUCAGAGAGCUGCAAUGUGAAGUUCACCUGUGUGGUUACAGGACACCCCACCCCUGAGGUUAUUUGGUAUAAAGACGAUGUGCAGUUGGACAGAUACUGUGGACUGCCUAAAUAUGAAAUAUUCCGCAAUGGCCAAACCCAUUCAUUACACAUUUACAACUGCACCGUGGAAGAUGCAGCUAUAUACCAGGCAUCAGCCCGCAACAACAAAGGCAUUGUGUCCUGCUCUGGGGUUUUGGAAGUGGGUGAUAUGAACGAAUUCAAGAUCCACCAGCGGUACUUUGCCAAACUCAAACAAAAGGCUGAGAAGAAACGCAGGGAACUAGAGGGUAAAGAAAACCAGGGGCCUGAGUAUCAGGAUCAACUGCGAACCAUCAGUCCAGACCGUUCACAGAGGAAGCGGCGGUCCCCAAUGGAGCCCUUCCUCAGCAGUCCCAGCUCCACAGAAGACGAAGGGACCGAAGGGAGUCAUCAGGCCCAAACUGUUGAGACUGAGGCCAGGCUACAAGACACCAGUGUGGAAGAAGCAGAGGAGAAGCCAGUCCCUAUCACUAAUGGAGCAGUGUCUCCCAUUACCAAUGGACAGGCCAUCAGUGAAAAUGGCAGCAAAGGAACGACAUACAUAUAUGACUCCGCGCAGAAGAUUUUCAUUGCACAUCAACCCAAAGCACCCUUUGUCAAAAAGAAGAUUAAGAUCUCCACUCUUUCAAAGGUUGAUUCUCUGGCAGACAGAGUGUCUUCUGAAAAAAGGGCAAAUAAUGAGGCCUCAUUGGCCCUGGCUUCAACACAGCUGAAGUCUAAAGGCACUUCAGAAGAAGUUAUGGAAGUAGAGAGCGCUGUUAAUUCAUCACCUUUUGAUUCAGACUCCAUCAAAUUGACAGAACAGAGUCAGAAAUCAGCACAAGAGAAGGCAUUACCUGUCAGCAGUAUGCCUUCAGAACAAGAAAAGGUAUUUGCAAGGAGAAAGGUGGUUGUCCCUCCGCAAACGCCAUCAGCGUUAGAUUCAAACUCCAGAAAAGUGACAGAACAGUGUCAGAAAUCAGCGCAAGAGAAAGCAUUAGCUGUCAACAGUACACCUCAAGAAGAAAAGGUUACACAGGCCCGUACUCUGAUGAACAGGAAUGAUGCACCUGUCAACCUUGAACCACCAACCACCCAGUGCAAGAUGGAUGCACAGUCACCACAGAGGAGUCCACCAGAAAGAGAGACCACAACAGAUGACGACCAAGCCCCUGCUCUGCACAGUCCUGAAAGUGCUUUAUCUGUCGCUGAGGAAUUUUCAAAGACUCUUUCAAAUGACUCUUUAAUUCCUCCAAAUACUGAUGCUAGUCCACUGUUAAGGAGAAGAAAUGGUGCUUCCCCCAUUCCCUCAGCUACCCCACAAGAACUGGCAUCUGGAGCUCGCCGCAAAAUCUUAAUCCCCAAGACUAAAACAGAGGAAACUGAGGCCACCACACCAGCUGAUCAUCAACCUCAGAAGGAGGAAGCAUCUACACAGAGCAGCAAGCUUUCCCCAGACCCUGUAACACUGCCCAUGUCUCCUAGCCUGUCACGACACUCACCUCUACUUCAGCCAAGUGGCGAGCGAACUUCUCCAGUGGAAAGGCGCUCUCCUCUCUUGACCAGGAGGAAGGUGGCCGUUGAUACUCCAGCACCAAACCAACAGGCCACCCAACAGAUCCAGGCACCCAAAACUGAUGAAAAACCUGCAGAGAAAGAAAAGCAUGACCCAUUCAAAGCUCCUCAGGUUAUCAGAAAGAUUAGGGGUGAGUCCUUCUCAGACGCCUCCGGACACUUGAAACUGUGGUGCCAGUUCUUCAACAUUCUCAGCGACUCAUCUAUCAAAUGGUACAGAGAUGAAGUGGAGAUUGCUCAAAUUAAAAGAAAUGCAGGAGAUGAGACUCAGGUUAAUCUAGCCAUCGUUCAGGCAUCAAGCCAAGACUGUGGUGUUUAUGGAUGUACAAUUACAAAUGAGCAUGGGACAGACUCAACGGACUUGCUACUUAGUGUGGAUAUCCUUGCAGGAAUGUCCCUUCGUGAGGAUCUUGGUGUUGGAGAGGAAAUCGAAAUGACACCCUUUAUUUUGAGCAAGGGUGUGGCUGAUUCUGGUGUUUGGGGCAACAAAUUCUUUGGCCGCAUAAUGAUGCAGGAUUCCCAUAUUGGUGACGGCUGUUCUCAUAAAGUCUGGAGGGCAAAAGUAAUCUACGGCCUGGAACCUGUGUUUGAGUCUGGGAACACAUGCAUCAUUAAAGUGCGCAACCCUAUCACCUACAGGGGAAAAGAGGAAAGCAACCUCAUAGAGAGGAACCUGGACAUCACCAAGCAGGAAUGCAGAAUACAGAACUUGGCUCGUGAAUACUGCAAAAUAUUUUCUGCAGAGGCAAGAGUGAUUGAAAACUUCGGCCCAUCUCUUGAGGUGAUUCCUGUUUACCUGAUGUAUCGACCAGCGAACACGGUCCCUCAUGCCACAGUGGAGGCUGAUCUGAAGGGGGUCUAUCUGAGAUACUCUUUUAUGGAUUACUCAGGCAGACUAGUCAUGAGGGCUGGGUCUGAGGUGGAACAAAAGUGCUGUACUCUGCAGCACUGGAUCCAUCAGUGGACCAACGGCAAUCUGCUUCUCACUCGGCUAGAAGGUGUUGACACCAAGAUCACCAAUGUUGGAAUUUCAAUUAAAUCAACAGGGUAUCAGGGUCUGUCUGCCACAGGGAACCCCAAGGUCUUUGAGCAGUUUGUCUCCCAGCACCAGUGUAACUACUUCUGUGGUCUGCUCGGCCUGAGGUCUCUGAAGGCCUUGGACUCUCUGACGAUGCCAGCCAAGCACAAGGGCUCCAGGAGUCCCUUACUUCAACGCAAGAUUGCCACUGGCUCCUCCAGCCCUCAGACUGGCAGGAAAGCUGCUGGCAGCCCCAGAUUGCCCAGGAAGGCUGAACUGGAGGGCCCCGCAAAAACAAAAGGUCCCAAAAGCUAA